Molecule: messenger RNA, 2586 nt
Organism: Brassica oleracea var. oleracea
Lineage: Eukaryota; Viridiplantae; Streptophyta; Magnoliopsida; Brassicales; Brassicaceae
Product: pentatricopeptide repeat-containing protein At2g31400, chloroplastic-like
Cellular component (GO): chloroplast
Molecular function (GO): protein binding
Source: RefSeq, a predicted model, not a curated record
CUCAGUCGCCGCCUCCUCACCCUCCUCCGCCCAGCUCUCAAAGUUUCCUCCUUUACAAACCCCCAAGUCCGACUCCUCCGACUUCUCCGGCCGCCGAUCCACCCGGUUCGUCUCCAAGAUGCAUUUCGGCAGACCCAAAACCACCACCUCCUCCUCCCGCCACAGCUCCGCCGCCGAAGAGGCCCUCCAGAGCGCGAUAACAUUCUCCGGAGAGGACGACGAGACGUUCCAAUCUCUCAUCUCGAGCUUCGAACCCAAGCUCCGCGGCUCCGACGACUACACUUUCAUCCUCCGCGAGCUCGGGAACAGAGGCGAGUGCGAUAAAGCCGUUACCUUCUACGAGUUCGCCGUCCUCAGAGAGAGGAGGAAGAUCGAGCAAGGUAAGUUAGCGAGCGCUAUGAUAGGUACUCUCGGCAGGUUAGGCAAAGUCUCCAUCGCUAAAAGAGUCUUCGAAAAGGCCUUAUCAGGCGGGUACGGGAACACCGUCUACGCCUUCUCCGCAAUCAUCAGUGCCUUCGGGAGAAGCGGGCUCCACGAGGAAGCAAUCUCUGUCUUUACCUCCAUGAAAAGCUACAACUUGAGGCCCAACCUCGUCACCUAUAACGCAGUCAUCGACGCGUGCGGCAAAGGAGGGAUGGAGUUUAAACAAGUGGCAGAGUUCUUCGACGAGAUGCAGAGGAACAACGUGCAGCCCGAUAGGAUCACCUUCAACUCCCUCCUCGCUGUUUGCAGCAGAGGAGGGCUGUGGGAGGCCGCCAGGAACCUCUUCGACGAGAUGUCCAAGCGAGGGAUCGAGCAGGACGUGUUCACUUACAACACGCUUUUGGAUGCUAUCUGCAAAGGCGGGAAGAUGGAUAUGGCCUUCGAGAUACUCUCCCAGAUGCCUUCCAAGAGAAUCAUGCCUAAUGUGGUAAGCUACAGCGCCGUCAUCGACGGGUUCGCGAAGGCCGGGCGGUUCGAUGAAGCUCUCGGCCUGUUCGACGAGAUGAAGUACCUCGGCAUUGCGCUGGAUAGAGUCUCUUACAACACGCUGCUUUCGAUAUACACUAAGCUCGGGAGGUCUAAAGAAGCGUUGGAUGUGUUGAGAGAGAUGGCUUCCGUGGGGAUCAAGAAGGAUGUGGUGACUUACAACGCCCUUCUCGGAGGCUACGGGAAGCAGAGAAACUACCUCGAAGUGAAGAACGUUUUCGCUGAGAUGAAGCGUGAGCGCGUGACGCCGAAUCUGCUGACUUACUCCACGUUGAUCGAUGUCUACUCGAAAGGAGGGUUGUACAAGGAGGCGAUGGAGAUAUUUAAGGAGUUCAAAGGCGCGGGGUUGAGAGCUGAUGUUGUUUUGUAUAGUGCGUUGAUCGAUGCGUUGUGCAAGAAUGGGUUGGUAGGUUCUGCUGUUUCUUUGAUCGAUGAGAUGACUAAGGAAGGGGUUAGUCCUAAUGUUGUGACUUACAAUUCUAUAAUCGAUGCUUUUGGUCGGUCUGCGACUGUGGAGUGCUUGGCUGAGUCUGGAGAUGGUGGAGUUGGAUCGUCUUCUUUGCUGCCUUCUUGUUCUCUAAGUAAAUUGGCUGAAACAGAGGAGAAUCAGGUGAUGCAGAUAUUUGGGAAGUUAACGAUAGAGAGUAGUAACAGAGGGAAGAAAGAUUGUAAGGAGGGUAUGCAUGAGCUCUCCUCUAUAUUGGAAGUUAUCCGCAAGAUGCAUCAGCUGGAAAUAAAACCGAAUGUUGUAACCUUCUCUGCCAUUCUUAAUGCUUGCAGUCGGUGCAACUCAUUUGAAGAUGCGUCGGUGCUGCUAGAGGAGCUCAGGCUGUUUGAUAAUCAGGUGUAUGGUGUUGUUCAUGGGCUUCUCAAGGGACACAGAGAGAAUGUGUGGCUCCAGGCUCAGAGCUUAUUCGACAAAGUAAAUGAAAUGGAUGGUUCGACUGCUGCUGCCUUCUACAAUGCUCUUACCGACAUGCUCUGGCACUUUGGUCAGAAACGAGGAGCGCAACUGGUGGCGCUUGAGGGAAGAUCUAGACAAGUUUGGGAGAACGUGUGGUCUGAGUCUUGCUUGGACUUGCACCUUAUGUCUUCUGGUGCUGCACGUGCUAUGGUCCAUGCUUGGUUGCUAAACAUACGCUCCAUUGUCUAUGAAGGUCAUGAGUUGCCUAAACUUUUGAGCAUAUUGACUGGUUGGGGGAAACACAGCAAAGUGGUCGGAGAUGCAGCACUAAGGCCAGCGGUUGAAGCGCUUUUGAGGGGAAUUGACGCACCGUUCUACCUCUCAAAAUGCAACAUGGGACGGUUCACAUCAAGCGGUUCGGUGGUAGCAACUUGGCUGCGCGAAUCAGCCACGCUCAAGCUCUUGAUCGUCCAUGACCACGUAACCACCAAAGCCAGCACAACAAGGGGACCAGCAGAACAACAUGAACAAACCUCUCUCACUUUGCAGCCUCUCCUUUUGUAGUUGUACUAUGUUAUGUAAGCAAAUUUAUGACCGCCAAGUAUGUGUUGUAACUUGUAACAAUGGCGGUGUUUUCUGCGGUGUGAUAAUAUUUUGUAACAAAGCAACACAUUGUAUUUUGAGCAAAAAAAAUGUUUUAUCAUCUAGAUGAA